Stegodyphus dumicola is the source of this 2033-nucleotide messenger RNA. Its product is annotated as sulfotransferase ssu-1-like. The record is from RefSeq and is a predicted model, not a curated record. Gene Ontology annotation, molecular function: sulfotransferase activity. Lineage: Eukaryota; Metazoa; Arthropoda; Arachnida; Araneae; Eresidae.
CCGUAGAUGUUCAACCUACCGGAAACGCCUACUAGGUUCAAGCACUGCUGGAAUUCAGUGGCACCUCAACACCAGAUAUCGGACAUCACUCUGUAUCAUAUAGAAUAAAGGAGAGGUGAGGUGAUGUAGAAUGCAGAACUCACUGAGGGUUAUUUUUUCCCCAGACUAGGAAGAUUGCCGUAAUGAAAGACUUAGGAUUUUUAAAAGGGAAGUCAUGGAUUUUGUUCCUCUAUUUAUAGUACUGAUGCGUCACUGAAGUCAUAAACGGCACUGAUAUACAGUUAAAAGUAGCCAAAGUCUAGGUACUUUGCAAAAAUUCUUCAAUGGAUAUAGAUGGCUUUGAUUUGUUACGUGCGAAGACUGCUGAGCAACAAAAUCUAAUUCUUGUGUCGGAGAUUUUAGAAUGGCUAGCACGAUUCGUAAUAGUCAUGUUCGCAAGAUAUUUGUUUGGUGGUAUGACUGGAUUAUUUCAAAUUGUGCAUCGAUUACAUGUCAGCUCUCAGUGCAUCGAUUACAUAUAGUCGCAUACAUGUGAUUAUAUUCCUUCCAACGCAAAUUUCAUUCUAAACAUCAGUUUGUUAAAAGGAUAAUAUGCAGUUUUGGUGCCUACAAUUCUCUCGUGACCAAUAUCAAAAGUGUGCUGCUAUGGCUGCCUUUCUCUUCGACUGUCAUUACUAAAGUCGCAUGUGCAGAAAAAUCGCUAUCAGACACAAUUCCAAUAUUUAAAAUUGGGCUUUCUGUCCUUUCUUUCCCAUACUGCUUCAGAAGGGCUGUAGUGGGGAUCAUAGUUUUCAUAUGUUCUGUCCUGCUAAUCAUGUUCAGACCCUUCCAUGGCCUUUCGGGUAAACCAGAUGUGAUCUAGGCUGAUACAGCAAUCUUAACUACUGUCUCAUUGUUUAUCACGCGUUGCCUCUCUCGGAGUGAUAACGUUUGAUAAAGGACAUUGGAGCAAACAUGGGAAGAAUCACCAAACGACCGCAGUACCAAAUCAUCAGUGGCAUUAGAAUUCCAAGCUACUUUUCGCCAAAAUGCUUUAAAGAAGUACUAAAUUACAAACCGACGAGAGAUGAUAUAUUCGUUGUGACAUAUCCAAAGUGUGGAACAACCUGGAUGCAAAAUAUUGUCAUGUAUAUUUUUCGCAAAGGGCAAAAAUUAGACCAAGAGGAAGAUUUUCGUAUACUGAGUCCUUUCAUUGACAAGCUUGGGGCUGAAGGUAUUGCUAAAAUGCCGAGACCUGGAGCAAUGAAGACUCACCUUCCUUUUUCGCACAUACCUUAUUCCGCUAAUGCCAAGUACAUUUUUGUAGCACGAAAUCCCAAGGAUUGUUGCGUAUCCUUCUAUUAUCACACAAGAAAUAAUAUUGGUUUUAAGUAUUGGGAUGCUGAAUUCAAUGACUUUUUUGAGCUCUUUUUGGCUGGUGAAACAGAAUACAACGAUUACUUUGAUCAUUUAAUGUCAUGGUAUCCCCACCUUAAUGAUCCCAAUAUUUUUUUCACUAAAUAUGAAGAUAUGAAGAAAAAUACUAAGGACAUGGUUAUCAAACUCGCGAAAUUUCUCGGUAAGGAAUACAUAAAUUCGAUUGAGCAUGAUAAUAAUAUCUUGAAUAAUAUUUUGAAAUUUAGCAGUUUUGAAUACAUGAAGGCUCAGACACUGGUACAGGAGUUUGGAAAAUCUGAUCCAAAACAAUCAACGACUUUUGAAAAUGAUUUUGAAGGCGCACGCCAUGCUCAAGAAUUCGUGAAAUCUUUGAAAAUUCCUGAAGAGGAGCCGAAAUUGGAAUUUAUGCGUAAAGGAAUAGUAGGAGAUUGGAAAAAUCAUUUUUCAGACGAUCAGUCAAAGAGGUUGGACCAGAAGUUCGUAGAUAAAACUAAAGGCACGGAAAUCCAACAAUGGUUUACAACAGAUUAGUUAACACUUUUCCUAAUAGAUGUGAAUAUAUCUACAUGAAAAUGUAUUAUUUUAAGCCUUUUAUUUUUUUAUAUCUGGAUGUAGUUUAUUUUAAAUUUGAAAAACAAAAAGUGUUAUAUAACGAA